Hippopotamus amphibius kiboko is the source of this 3651-nucleotide messenger RNA. It is a transcript of the gene CTBP1, whose product is annotated as C-terminal binding protein 1. The transcript is spliced from 10 exons. The coding region runs from base 1673 to 2965 and encodes 430 amino acids. Gene Ontology annotation, molecular function: oxidoreductase activity, acting on the CH-OH group of donors, NAD or NADP as acceptor; transcription corepressor activity; NAD binding. The record is from RefSeq and is a predicted model, not a curated record. NCBI's taxonomy places the organism in Eukaryota, Metazoa, Chordata, Mammalia, Artiodactyla, Hippopotamidae.
GGGGGCGGCACCGCACCCACGGGGAGCGUGGGACGCGGCCUGAAUGCCCCCUCCCCCCCGGGGUGCACCCCUGCUGGCCACGCCUCGCUCCUUCCCGCUGUCCUUCACUCCCUCUGUAAACACGGGCUGUUCCCCUGGAAGGUGGCGGUCUCCUCUGGGUGCCCGUGUGGGGUGUUCGGGGCAGCGGUGGCUGUGGGAGGUGGCCUGGUGGCCCUGAGGUCCCUGGGGCUCACUGCCGGCCUGACCGUGGCCCUCCCCUCCGCUCCCCUGGCCUGACCUUGUCAACCCUUCACUCACCGCCUGCGUCCAGCGCCUUGUGCAGUGAAGUCACAGAUGGAGCUCCCGUCGGGCUUAUUUCUAAAAGCAGGCUGGAGCUUAGCGUUUUCACCCGGGAGUGUCCUUCGCACAAGCCUAGAAGCUUCUUGCGACUGUGGUUUUGUUCUUAUUUUAAACGCAACUGGAUGGUCAAAUCCCCGCGUCCCGACGAGGCCGUCCUGCCCACAGGGCCCUGGGGCGGGGGAGGGGAGAGCCAGACCCUCCCCUCCCGUCCGCGUGUUGUACGACACCUGCCCGGGACCCUCCAUCCGUGUCCAGGCUGUCCUCCGAGACCCCAGGUCCGCCAGCCGCCGCCCUGGGUGGGACCCACUCCCCCACGGGAGCAGGGAGGCACCGGCCCCUUUAGGCCACUCACCGCUGGCAAAGCAGAGCCUCCUCGUGAGAGCACGUUCACAGCAGGGGUGGUGGGCGGUGGGCACAGGGGAGCCCAGGCGUCCAGGCCGCCUCAGCAGGGCUGGGAGGGUGCGGUGCUGGGCCCCCUUCGAGGGGCCUGAGCCCCGGCCCCGGGUGUAGCGGGUGUGCAGGGGUGCACGCAGGCUGGCCUGCCUUGGCCGUGGGGAGGUGACCACUGUGGUUUGCCGGGCGCUGUCUCUGCAGCUUGGAGUAGAUUUGGGGCCAACUUUGGAAGCAGAGGAGCAGGAAGAGACGACGGGAUUGGCGGGGUCCUGGCGCACGCUCUCCUGCCUCUGCCCCGUCAGGGCCGUGGUGGGGGGCCCGCUUGCAGCCAGCAGUGCCCGUCCAGGCUGUGCGGUGGUCCGUGGGAGCGGCCCGGCCCAGGCCCCCACCCCCGUCGCUGUCCCCACGUCCCUCUUGUGAGGGUUGGGGUAGGAGGGCGCGUCGGCCUCUAGGUCGGCCUGCAGUGAGAGGCCCGGAGCCUGAGGACCGGCACCAAGAGUCCCUGAGGUUCUGGGGCACUGUCCUGUCCCAGGGCUGCCCUCGGGGCCGUGUCUGGGGUGUGGGUGUGGGGUCCAGGGUGUGGGGUGGCACCUGCCGUCUUACGGCUCAUCGAGUGCAUUCUUCCCAGGAGGAAGUUGAGCCGCGGGCGUCUGCCGUUUGCAGCGUGAAGACGCGCCGAUUUCCCGUGUUUUGUGGCUUCAGAGAGGCGCGUGGUUGUGUGUGUGAUGGGGAGCCCAGCACGUCUCGAGGGCUCAGUCAGACUUUGACCCGGCGCGGGCUGCGUGGUCGCCGUGGACGGGAGCCUGGGAGCUUUGGUUCGAGACAAUUAAGGACGUGGGAUGAGGACCCGGUGACAGGACGUGGUUCCGCCGGGGAUUCUGAAGAUAGACGCUGUGCACAGUCGAAUUCAUGGUGGUGGAAGCCCAGCCCACAUUAAGAGAUGUCAGGCGUGCGACCUCCGAUCAUGAACGGGCCCCUGCACCCGCGGCCCCUGGUGGCGCUGCUGGACGGCCGCGACUGCACGGUGGAGAUGCCCAUCCUGAAGGACGUGGCCACGGUGGCCUUCUGUGACGCGCAGUCCACGCAGGAGAUCCACGAGAAGGUGCUGAACGAGGCCGUGGGGGCGCUGAUGUACCACACCAUCACUCUGACCAGGGAGGACCUGGAGAAGUUCAAGGCCCUUCGCAUAAUCGUCCGAAUCGGCAGCGGUUUUGACAACAUCGACAUCAAGUCGGCUGGGGACUUAGGCAUCGCCGUCUGCAACGUGCCAGCCGCGUCCGUGGAGGAGACCGCCGACUCCACCAUGUGCCACAUCCUCAACCUGUACCGCAGGACCACGUGGCUGCACCAGGCGCUGCGGGAGGGCACGCGGGUGCAGAGUGUCGAGCAGAUCCGCGAGGUGGCUUCCGGGGCCGCCAGGAUCCGCGGGGAGACCCUGGGGAUCAUCGGCCUAGGUCGCGUGGGGCAGGCGGUGGCGCUGCGGGCCAAGGCCUUUGGCUUCAACGUGCUGUUCUACGACCCCUACCUGGCGGAUGGCACGGAGCGGGCGCUGGGGCUGCAGCGGGUCAGCACCCUGCAGGACCUGCUCUUCCACAGCGACUGCGUGAGCCUCCACUGCGGCCUCAACGAGCACAACCACCACCUGGUCAACGACUUCACCGUCAAGCAGAUGAGACAAGGGGCCUUCCUGGUGAACACGGCCCGGGGCGGCCUGGUGGACGAGAAGGCGCUGGCCCAGGCCCUGAAGGAGGGGCGGAUUCGCGGCGCGGCCCUGGACGUACACGAGUCGGAGCCCUUCAGCUUCAGCCAGGGCCCCCUGAAGGACGCGCCCAACCUGAUCUGCACCCCGCACGCGGCCUGGUACAGCGAGCAGGCCUCCAUCGAGAUGCGCGAGGAGGCGGCCCGGGAGAUCCGGAGAGCCAUCACAGGCCGCAUUCCCGACAGCCUGAAGAACUGCGUGAACAAGGACCACCUUGCAGCCGCCACCCACUGGGCCAGCGUGGACCCGGCCGUGGUGCACCCUGAGCUCAACGGGGCUGCCUACAGCAGGUACCCCCCGGGCGUGGUGGGCGUGGCCCCCAGCGGCAUCCCGGCCGCCGUGGAAGGCAUCGUCCCCAGCGCCAUGUCCCUGUCCCACGGCCUGCCCCCCGUGUCCCACCCGCCCCACGCGCCUUCUCCUGGCCAAACCGUCAAGCCCGAGGCGGAUAGAGACCACGCGAGCGACCCGUUGUAGCCCGGGCGGAGCUCCGCAGCCGUGCCGGCCGAGCCUCGGACAGGCGUGCGCAGGGGCGGCACCGCGAGGGCCACGGCCUCCGGAGACGGCCCGGCGCCGGGGUGAGAGGCGGCCCCGCCGCCCGCGUCGACCGUAGUUGUCCCGUCCCGAGGGCCGGCCGCUGCCCUGUGUCCUUCGCGUCCUCGUUAAGCCACAGAAGUUAGUAGUUAAUCUAUCCUGAGUGUUCUCGUCUGUGUACCGUCUCUAGAACAUCACAAAGGAUUUGUUUGCUUAGCUGUCGGCAGCAGAGCCCGAGGCAGGUCCGCUUCUGAUCGUUUCCCUCGUGUGUGUGGAGCGCGCCCCAAACCAGGCAGUUGGCAAACUUCUCAGGACAAUGAAUCCUUCCCGUUUUUCUUUUUACGCCACACAGUGCAUUGUUUUUUCUACCUGCUUGUCUUAUUUUUAGAAUAAUUUAGAGAAACAAAACAAAGGCUGUCUCUCCUAACUUUGGCAUGAACCCCUGUUCCAAACGAAGACGGCGGCGCGCGGUGGCGCGGAGAGGCGCGUGUGCUUCGCCCGGGGUGCGGGGCGCGGCCGCGCGGUGCCGUCCCCCGACGUGGUAGGCUAGCGGUGUUCCGGUGAAAAUCAUGUUUGUGCCCGUAACCAUUUGUAUGAAUUAUUUUAAAGAAAUAAAAGUCCCGGAAAGA